UCCACAUUUGCCGCAGCAUGCCAAGCAGCGUCCGUCUCGAGAGCCCGCUGCAGUCGCUCGAGUGGGUGGAGCCGACGCCGACGCCGUCGGCCUGCGCGCUCUGCCAGCGCGCGUUUCACUUUCUCCGGCAUCGCCACGUCUGCCGCAUGGUAGCCCAUCCUCGUGCGCCGUGUAUAUCAUCCAUCGACCUGUAGUGCCAAGGCUCGGUGUGCAAGCAAUGCUUGAGCAAGAAGCCGCCCAACUCGGUCAAGCUCUCGGGCCGCUUCGCCAAAUGCUGCCACGAGUGCUCGCACCGCCGCAGCGCGCCGUCGCUGCCAGCCUACGACACGCCAUCGCCACUGCACGCGACCGAGCGCCAGCGGCUCGCGAUGCUGCACACGGCCUUGGACGUCAUGAGCCUUCGACCAGAGGCGUUUCAGCAAGGCCUUGACGCGCUCUGCCACUUUGCGGCCGACGCGUUCCAUAGCCCAAUCGUCGCCGUGACCUUUAUGGAGGCCAACGUGCACGUCUUCCAGGCCGCGGUCGGUGUACGCAGCCUCCCGUGCCUUCCGCGGGCCGACGCCCUCUGCAACGUCGCGAUUACGUCCAAGCACCUCAACGUCUACGUCGACUUGGCGGCCGCGCCCACCAAGUACGCAACGAACUCGUUCGUGCUGGCGCACGGCGUCCAGUUUUACGCCGGCGCGCCCAUCUUAGUCAACGACGCCGCGAUCGGAACAGUGUGCCUCAUGGGUCCGUCGCCGCGGCGGCAGUGGAGCGACAUGGAGACCGACCUCCUCCUCCUCCUUGCGCGGCUAGUCGCCGCCGAGCUGCUCAACAUACCGCCAAUGGGGCGGGUACCGCGUCGCAACUGCGCAACGCCGCGCGAGAUGCUACUCCUCCGCGGGUCCGAGACCGAGAACCACACUGCCCACGCGCGCACAUUGAGCCAAGCACGGACUAGCGCGAUGCUGUCGCCGCGUCCGCACUCAUUUUCGUCCGCGAGCAGUCUCAUGCUCGACCCGCGCGACUGGGUGCCCAACCAUGCGCGCAGCGGGUGUCGCGUCUGCCGCCGCAAGUUUUCAUUUCCAUUUCGACGCAAGCACCACUGCCGCAUGUGUGGCGAAGUCGUCUGCAACGGCUGCUCGCGCCUACGCCCGUUCGUCUUGCCACUGCAGUCGCACUCGGUCCAGAUCCGCAUUUGCUCGGAAUGCCACGUGAGCCGGCCACCGGACGUCCCGACGUUCUCGCCCAACAUUCGCCUUGUCCAUGCGUCACCGACGGCCGACGACUACCUCGUCUUUGCCCGCGACGACGCGCUACUGAGCAUGUGCCCCAAGCAGCGCGCGUCCACCAUGUACCACAACAGCCUCGAGGUUGAGAAGCUCGCCCGCGCGUUCGCCGAGCUGGUGUAUGCACCCACAGCGUACCUCACGCCGGCGUCGGAUGCGAUGGGUAUGUGGAUGACGCUGCCGACGCCCGAGGCCCGGCGCACGAUCCAGCAUUUGCUCUCGGACUUGCUAUUUCUCGAGCACUAACUAACACGGUCAUAGAACCAAGGGUUAAAUGUCGCAGUGGCCGCAUCGUAAGUCAAGGCAUCCUUGUUACCACACGCAAAAUCGAGGGAAAAAUCGAGG
This is a messenger RNA of Saprolegnia diclina VS20, 1616 nucleotides long. RefSeq lists its product as hypothetical. The transcript is spliced from 3 exons. The record is from RefSeq and is a predicted model, not a curated record. Lineage: Eukaryota; Oomycota; Saprolegniomycetes; Saprolegniales; Saprolegniaceae. Gene Ontology annotation, molecular function: protein binding; metal ion binding. Bases 369 to 1517 code for a protein of 382 amino acids.